This is a messenger RNA of Ricinus communis (castor bean), 1057 nucleotides long. RefSeq names its product protein canopy-1. The transcript has 9 exons. The record is from RefSeq and is a predicted model, not a curated record. The coding region runs from base 208 to 771 and encodes 187 amino acids. NCBI's taxonomy places the organism in Eukaryota, Viridiplantae, Streptophyta, Magnoliopsida, Malpighiales, Euphorbiaceae.
CUCCGAUGAUUAAACAAAAAAAAAAAAACAGUAAUUAAAAUCCCACUGGGCAUCGAUUCUAAUUCGAAAUUGAUCUCAUCCCAAAGUUCAAGCCGCUUUUACAGACAGGUCCAUUAGAGAUCGUGGGCCGAGCUACGUAAUAAGGCAAAGUAGAGUGUUUGGCAAAAAGACGAGAGUAAAGAAGAGACGAAGAAGAAGAAGAAGAAAAUGGCGAAGAUAGUGGUGGCGAUGGUGACCCUAUUAUUAGCCGUCUUGACAGUGACAGUUUUUUCAAGCGUCGACGAUAAGUGCUCUGCUUGUUAUGCCGUUGCGGAUGAGUUAGAGCACGGCCUUUCUAAUGAAAAACCAAGGAAUCAUUUGGAUAUGAGAAAUCGAUUGAAUUCUAAAGGUCAGCGUGAAGGAAAGGUGAUCGAUUACAGAGUUAGUGAGCUGAGAGUUGUUGAACUCUUGGAUGGGCUUUGUGAUAAGAUGCAAGAUUAUACUCUUCAAAAGGUAGAUUCAACUAGAAGCUCAUGGGUUAAAGUGGAUAACUGGGACAAUCUUACAACUAAUAAGCAAGAAGCUCGAGCAUUUUCAAAAGCACUAUCAUCUUAUUGUGGAAGGUUACUGGAGGAAACUGAGGACGAGUUGGCAGAAUUGAUAAAGAAGGGUUCUGUUAAAGUAGGAGGUGUGAGCAAGGUUCUCUGCGAAGAUUUGAGCAACCACUGCACCCACUCAAGCGGUUCUCAUCAGGUGAAUGAGGAUGAUGACGAAGCAGAUGGAGAACUCUGACCCACCCGUGUCGAAGAAAAGAGAUGGUGCGAGCCACAUUAAACUUGUAAUGGGGGAAAAAAGACUUCCAUAGUAAAGCUUGUAGUCUUGUUUAUGUGAACCCACAAAUUUUGUAUCUAUGCACAAGUGUCCAUCAUGUUCUGGUUUGUUACUAAGUUUAAGCUAGUCAAUGAUAGUCAUGUGGUGAUGGAAGAAUACUAACACCUUUAUUUUGUUAUCUGAUUGCUUUUUGUUUGUCAAGAAUUACGGCUGUUUGACUGGCAUAUUUCCAAUGAUACUUUCUCUA